Tympanuchus pallidicinctus (lesser prairie-chicken) is the source of this 5164-nucleotide messenger RNA. RefSeq names its product inositol 1,4,5-trisphosphate receptor-interacting protein-like 1. The transcript is spliced from 3 exons. The record is from RefSeq and is a predicted model, not a curated record. Lineage: Eukaryota; Metazoa; Chordata; Aves; Galliformes; Phasianidae. Bases 2938 to 4413 code for a protein of 491 amino acids. Gene Ontology annotation, cellular component: membrane.
GGUCAGUACGUAAUAAUGCCCCUAGUGAUACUCUAGCACAUUUGCCCACUAAUACUGAUUCUAUCUGACGUGCAAAAUGUUGUACGACCACGAGCCCUGGGAGACACCACUUGAAAUGGGUCGCCAGCCGGACUUAACUCCAUUCACCACUCCCCGUUGGGCAUGGCCCUCUAGCCACUUCCUUACCCAAAGAAGGGCAUACCUGUCCAGGCCACGGGCAGCCAGUUUCCCCAGGAGAAUACUGCGAGAGAGCGUGUCCAAGGCUUUGCUGAAGUCUAGGUAGAUACAUCAACAGCCUUUCCCUCUCUGCCAGGCUGCUCACCCAGUCAUAGAAGGAGAUGAGGUGGAUCAAGCAUGGCCUGCCUUUCAUGAACGCGUGCUGGCUGGGCCUGGUCCCCUGGAUGCCACGCACGUGCCGUGUGAUCUCACCCAAGAUGAUUCGCUCCGUAACUUUUCCUGGUACCGAGGUCAUGCUGACAGGCCUGUGGUUUCCCGGAUCCUCCUUGCGGCCCUUCUUGUAGAUGGCAUCACAUCGGCAAGCCUCCAACCCUCUGGGAUCUCUGCAGAUAACCAGGAGCGCUGGCAGAUGAUGGCGGUAUAGUUACCGUAGGUUAAGGUUUAAGCUGGCCAUGGGAGCUGAAAAAGGCAGAGAAAACCCCCUCACGAAGAGGAUUGAAUGGCUGAAGUCCCUUCCAGUUUCCACUCUGCGUUCUACUGCUACUCCCUGAACGGAUGGCAGGAUGAAUCCAGGGCAGGACACAGCCCAGCUGCUGGCAGCUGAGUUGACUGCAGCCAUACAGGUGAGAGUUCCUGCCAGGCUGGGACACGGCCUUGGGAAUGAUGCAGGCAGCUAACCCGUGGGCAGGAUGGCACAGUGCAGUUACCCUAUUGCACAACCCUGCCUGCUUUCUGGUUAAAGCUACGGGGGAUCAGCUGCUCUUCCAGCCCCAGAGGUAGGCUGGGCAGGGAAGAGAGAGUGGGUGUCCCCUUAAAACCCUUAAAAUCACACAUCAAAGCAGUGGAAAGAGAGGGGCUGAGGUGCCCCUGUGAGACUGAUCUAGGCAGAGACUGGAAGAGGCAAAGUCCAACCCAAGUCCUUCUGUUAAAUGAACCAAUAAUAAAUGCUUGUUGUUUCUGAGAUGUAUGGCUGUUGCGUGCUGCCAAUGGCCUUUUACCUGCACAUUGUGCUUCCUCGCAUGGCCAGGCAGGCAGGAGGCUGGGGAAAGCUUGCAGCACCUGCAGCAGCACAGGUAGUGUUGGUUCAGGCCCUGCUCUGCAAUGGGGGAGUCGGCUUUCACUGUAAUGAGGACCUUUGGCUGCAUAGUAUGUGCUUUGUGGAGCUGUUCAUCCUGUCAUUAGUGGUGACUUCUCUUUAGCAGAGAAACAAAUGAAACACUCAGGCCUGGAGGAUGGUUUUUUUUUUUUUUUUUUUGGCUCCGUCCAUAAUAAAUAAUAUCUCUGUCAUUUCUCUUGCCUCCCCAGCUACAGGUCUGAGCUGGUCCCACAGCACACAUCGCACGUUGCUGUUGCUCUGAUGUGUCUCCGUAUUCACAGUUGCUAACACAGAGGACUGUUCACUGCUGAGUGAUUUCAGAGCUGUUUGGUGGUGCCUGAGUAUAAGAUUUGGGUGAAGAUUUCUGGUUAGUUCAGCUGUGGGCCUUCCUGGGUCACCCAGAGGAGAACUUCUCCCCUGGGUGACCCUCAGCUGGAGAAAAUGGGCAUGUUGAGGCCAGGGAGAGGGCCCAGGGGGCAAAUCUACACGGCAGGGUGGUUGUGAGGAUCUCAUGUGGUCACUUCUCACAGGUAAUUAGCUUAAAUUUGUCACUGGGCAGAACGUCCGCUGCUGUUCAUGGCUGCUUCUGCUGGCACUGCUCUGACCCGUGCUCCCAUGCCACCAAUGGGAAAGCUGCUUCUGCAUUGAGUCUCCUGUCCACAGGAAGACACUAGGUGGGACAGAAGGCCUUCUGGGCAGCUGUUAGCAUGUAGCUGAUAAAAGUCACUCUGCCCCACAUGUGAGCCAGUCUUCCCCUGCAAGGCUCCAGUGAUACAAAGGCAGAAAGCUGAAACCUAAGCUGUGCUACAUUAGCAGCUCAUCGAGCUUGCCAGCCUUCUGUCCUCAUUGUUUGUGCCAGUGUAAAUCUAACACACUUUGAUAGGGAAUUCAAGGUGUGCCCAGACUGGGUCCUUGCUGAAAGCAAAAGCCGGAGAAGCCCUUGUGAAUCACAGAAACACAAGGUUGGAAAGGACCUGCAAGAUCAUCGUGUCCAACCGCUCUCCCAUCACCACUGCUACCACAAGCUACUAAACCAUAUCUCUUAGCUCCUCAUCCAGACGCCACUUGAACGCUGCCAGGGGGGCUACAGGCCUGUCAGCUUGACCUCGGUACCAGGCUGACAAAUGGACCAACUGGUACUGGAGCAACUACAGGCUGAGAGGCUCCGCAAGGAUCCUCCUUGCGGCCCUUCUUGUAGAUGGCAUCACAUCGGCAAGCCUCCAACCCUCUGGAACCUCUCCAGAUAACCAGGAGUGCAGGCAGGUGCCGGGCUGUAUAGUUACCGUAGAUGAGGUGCAAAACUUAUUUUAUGGAUGUGUAAGUUUUCUUAAAAGGUAAAAAACAGCCACAAAAACAUACAGCUAGUGGUAUAUGUGACUUUGUUCUGGUGAAACCAAUGCAUCAACUUCUAGUUCAACAGCAGUGGCUGCAGUUCUUAGCGAGUUCCCAAGGGGUUUGACAAAGAGUUUGCUCACUUAGUGGGAGCUCAGUCCGGCCACGUGCCUCAGAACAGGGCCGAUGGCAGGGCCAUGGGGCCCUGGGCAGCUGGGUGGGGCUGAAGGGUGGGGCCGGGGCAUUGUGACAUCGCGGUGCAUCACAGUGCGGGGCUGGUAUUGAGGCCGUGAGCAGGCAGCCAAGCUCCACUUUGGCCUGGGCCAGCGAUCAUGGCUUUGGCGUUUUUCUUCGCCUUGUUGGCGCAGAGAAUACCAUUAGUUGGUGAUUUGGAUGUGGACACGCUCGACCGCAUGCAGCAGCGUGAGGUGUAUCUGCAAGAGCAGAUGACAAAGCUGCUGCUGGAGAUGGAAGAGAAGAACACGGCGCUGAGCACGAUGGGCACUCAAGCCCUGCUUCGCUGCUUUGUUUUUUGUCUUCCCAUCCUUCUGUAUUGCUUCAUGUGGAUGAUCUGUAUAAAGUUCCGUAGAGUUGAAGACACCUGUGAUGAGGAGAGCUCCAGCAUUGAGAAGGAGCAGGAGGAGGAGGAGGAGGAGGAGGAGGAGGAGGAAGAGGAGGAAGAGGAGGAUGACGGUGUCUUUUCUCUCGAUGUGUUCUGGACAGUCCGAAGCCAUCAAGAGGACUGUGAAGUGAUGUACUCGCUGAUGUGUGGCGUCAUGGAUAUAUGCCGAAAUAUGGUAUCAGAUACUUUCUACCCAGUGCCAGAGCGUCUCAUCAAGGUGGGCAGUACCUUCGAAGGCUGGUGUCCCGUUAGAAACGUACCUGUCUUCAGCCUGCUUGUGCCCCUGUUGGCCCCCCGUGGGCACACUUUCCACCUGGAUCUGGGCACCACAGGCGAGGUACCAGCAAUGUACUCCCGUAUCCGUGUAGAGCUGGAAUGCACGUGCAAGAGGGAGCAGGAGAUGCGCAUGCGGUGCUUCCUCCACACCUCCGCCAAAGAGCUGAAAAGGCAGCAGCCCAGCCUCCUGCACAGCCUCUGCACUACGUCCCACUUAGACGCGCAGAAGACUGCCCGCUGCUUCCAGGAGCUGAUCAAAAAAGCCUGGAAACUCAUGCACGUCUCAGAGUUCACCAUGGAGAUAGACACGGUGAAGUCCAGGCGCUCCUGCAGGCUUCAUGUGAGAGAUGUCAACAAAAGAAUCUUCUACGUUGAGUUUGUGUUUGGCGUCCAGCAGGAUGAUACGGACAUCUUUCUGAGCAGCCAUGAGAUAGUGUAUCGUCGUACCCCCAGCACGGUCUGGCCACAGAGCUGUGUUGUGGCAGAGAAAAAGUUCCUGCAGUAUGUAGCCAACCACCCCCGGGGGGGCAAAUUCUACCUCAGAUAUCUGCAACUGUGUGGCUAUCUCAUGGCGAGCCUCAAGUUUACCAUCUACGACAUGAAGACAGUGAUCAUGCACCUCCUGAAUACCAUUCCUUUGCAAAGGUGGCACGGGAGGGCUUUCCUGCUGCGGAUGGAUGACAUCUUGAACUACCUGCACUGCUGCGUGGAGGAGAAACGCCUGGACCACUUCAUCGUAGGAAACGACUCGUUGCCUGAGGAGAUUAUCUUGCCAAAAGAGUUCCGAGCUUCCCCACCGCUCAACAUGUUCCAGCACCUGGAGGAGGAACCGGACAAAUACGAGCGGGCGCUGCAGGAUUUGGCGGAGCUGCACGAUCGGUUCACAGCCACGCUGCUCUAUGGGAGAUGAGAGACGCGCACUGUCCCACGGACGAGCACGCAGGGCAUGGAGAGGACACCGCUCCGUAGGCACUGGGAAUUGCCCCGAGGUGUUUUCUGCGAACUGGGGCAGCCAUCUCCUAUGGGAUAAAGAAGGUUGUUGUAUUUCUAAUAAAUGGCAAAACUCAACAAUAACUUGAGCCAGACCUAUACACUCACAAUCGCCUAGCCCUCACAUGUCACCAGUCUUGGUUACGUGGGGAAACUGUUGUGUUGCGCGGGUGUAAAAGAUGGUAAGCACUUAAAGUCUUUUCUUCCGCACCAAAGCAAAGGAGUCAGCAGCUCUUUCGAGCUUGAGGCCCUGUUGCAACAAUUGGCGCCCGAACAGGGACACGGGAAAGAGAACCAACAGGGACCUGAAACUCAACCUGACUGGAAGACUGGCCGGUCUGGAGUGCGUUGAGCAAAACGCGGAGCACGCUGAGACAAGCGUGGCAGGCGCUGAGAAGCACAGCAGGCAUUGAGAAAAACCCUGGGCUCUCACUUGUGCUGACAGCUGGCAGUCCCGUGGAGGAGAAAGGGCACCUGGAGAUUACUCAGAUGGAGGGACGUCACCUGCUCAGUCUGUAGGCUGGCAGGAUUCAUACUGCUACCCUGGGACAACGCAGUACUGCCUUUCAUGCCAAUCCCUAAAAUCCUGUACAAGGAAAAUUCACCUUUUCCUUCUGUUUUUAUCCUGAUGUAUGCCCAUGUUUGGUGUGUUAGUGAAAAGCUCGGAAACA